Messenger RNA from Mercenaria mercenaria, 2771 nucleotides. RefSeq lists its product as uncharacterized. The record is from RefSeq and is a predicted model, not a curated record. Bases 1546 to 1938 code for a protein of 130 amino acids. Lineage: Eukaryota; Metazoa; Mollusca; Bivalvia; Venerida; Veneridae. The transcript has 2 exons.
AUCUCAUAUGGAUAGUCCCAUGUUAUUUGAUGGUUUAUUAAAUUAGUGGUAUAUGUCCGUAAGUCAAAGGAAAUUUAGUGGUGUUUGUCCGUGGCGCAUAUACUACGUCAUCGUACUACGUCACAUUCUUUUCAUCCUUGAGCUGCAUUGAGGAAGGUGCGUAGAAAUUCAGACAAUUUAAAAUUAAACUUUUUCCUUGUGAUAAUGCAUAUUCUUAAACUAUACUUCAAAAUAAAAUUCAUGAAUACUUUGCCUCCUACAGUUCAGCUAUUUCAUGGAUCGUUGGCACUUGAGAUUAAAGAUAUUUCAUGAUUUAAAAAGCGAAUGAGCCGGAGCUGGGGUACAUCUACAUGGCGAAUGGGCCCACGUGAAUUUUUAUCGCAAUGAUAUUCAUUGGAUAGUUUUUUCUUAUUAGUAGAUCUACUAUUUAAAUUUUAAAUUUAAAAGUAAAUAAAUAAUUAUUAGUAGAUCUACUAUUUAAAAUUUUAAAUUAAAAAAUCAAUCAAUAUCUAGAUUCUAAUUUCUAACGGAAUCGACAGUGCUUUUAGUCUCCGGCACUGUCACAGGUUUAUGAAAUGAUGAUGAGUUGUUGUUGUUGUUGAUGAUGCUGAUGGUGAUGGUGAUGUGAAGGAGGACGUUUGUGUAAUAAUAUUAUUUGACGUUGUUCUGCAUGUGGAUUAUGUCAACGAGGAUGAUGAUUAUGAUAAUGAUGAGGAUGAUGAUGGUCGUUAUCACAUAUUUCAGAGUUGAUGAUGAUGAUAAUGGUUAAUUCUAAUCAAAGUAAUAUGAAUUGUUAUUAAUUGUGAUGAUGAUUUGAAGGAAGAUGCUGUUAUAAUCGUAAUGAUAUGUUAUUAUUGCUGCUGCUGAACUUGAUGAUGAUGAUGAUGAUAAUGUUGAUCGAUAUUACAUAGAUCUAUUAGAAUCAGUUUGUUUAAGAGUUGAUGUUGAUGAUGAUAAGGGUUAAUUCUAGUCAUAGAAAUCUUAAACCUAUUUAGUGAAUAGUAGCCAGCUCAUCGGAAGUCAAGGUGGUAAUGGGUUUCAGAUUCUACUAAUACGGUAUACAAACGCCAAUGGAAGUAAGAGGCACCCAAUAUGAUCGUACUGCUGAUGACUGGCUUAUGUUGUUUUGUUUUGUUUUAAAGAUGAUGUUGAUGAUAAUGUUGUUUUUGAGGAUGAUGAUGAGAGGCUUAUUUGUUUAAAUAAUUUAACUUUUGCAAUACUGUACUGCAAAUUAAACUGUAAUAUGAUCGGAAUACUGACGACUGGCUUGUGGAAUUUUAAGAAAUGAUGUUGAACGAUGAUGAUGAUGAUCGAUAGUAGCCAAGGUCAGGUUUUACCUUUUAUUCAUUCUGAACUGGGAAUCCCAGUUUGAGAGUGAUGAUGAUGAUGGUCUGAUGAUUUGUUUAUGUUGAUGGACUUACUUGUAACAAUUGCUCGUUUAUUGCAAUAAAUCUACCUCAGUUUAUAUUCAUUAAAAAUCAUGAUAUUUGUAGAAACUUAAUAAAUUUUUUUAAAUCUUUUUACGUCAUUUUGGCGUUAGAUAAAAUGAAACGUCGUGAAAGACUGGAGAAGCGGGCCGGAGAGUUGGGUUUAAUGAACAAAAGAAAGAGGCGGGACGAGCCUCCACUGGUGAUUCCCCAUCAAGAUAAUGAAGUGGACGAAAGACAGAGGCAGGACGAGGCUCCUCCAUUGGUGAUUCCCCAACAAGAUAACGAAGUGCAGCAACUCGUGCAAAAUGAUGUGGGUGGUGACUGUGUGCAAAAAGGAACUGACGACUGUAGCCCAGACGUAAAAGGUAGAAGAAACUGCAGACCUGGAAAAAGACCUCUCCACACAGCUUACAUUCUCGUGGAGAUAAUUGGCGCCGUGUGUACUAGUACUGUACUAACAGCAAGACUUACCUUACAAUCUAACAGCAAGACUUACCUUACAAUCUAACAGCAAGACUUACCUUACAAUCUAACAGCAAGACUUACCUUACAAUCUAACAGCAAGACUUACCUUACAAAAUAACAGAAACAAAGAUAUUGAAACGUCUCCGAAAAGCAAAAAAUACCCAACCAGUAAAUAUUUUUUUCAGACGUUUUUUCGUCGCCUUAGUAAGUUCGUUUACUAUAAAUGAUUUAAGUAAUUACGUUUCUAUGUAUAUAAUAGGCAACUCAUAAAACGACAAAAAUAACGUAUCUUAUAUGGUUAUUAGCACGCCUUAGCCAACAGUAUGGCAUUUGGGCUACAGUAGAGCAUUUAGUCGGCUCAUAACCACCAAAGGCACGGCUUUGCCGUUUAAUUAGUGCAUUGUACACAGCAUGGUCUAUAACCUAUUAAUAACAAUGACAAUAAAAACUUACAAACUUUGGGUCCGCGUCAUCCGCUUCACGAUGAACAACCAAAACACCAGAGUUACCAGAGUCAUAGGCUGCGAAAUUCUGCAGUUAUAAAUAUCCGUAACUUUUGCUAUAGAAGAAGGCAUUGCACUUCAGGAUGGAAGUCCAUUCUAUACUGAAUUCAUUAAAUAACUUCCAAACUAUUUACUUAGAAAUGAUUCUUUCCUUACAUUCUCAUAAUUCACACUUCUGUCUGUUUAAAAACAGUAUCUUGCAACCUAGAGCGAAACAAUGCAAUAUAUUUUUUUAAAUUCCGACCUUAGUGUUUAUGAAACCAGUCGUAAAAAUUACACUCACUUUACUUUUCUUCUGCGUGAACAGUCCUGAUGGAAGAAAGCUUGAGGCCUCAAAAACUGACUCACUAAGCAUUUUACUUGUUUCGUCAUC